AUGACAAAGCUUUCAGCAAAGGCGCGAGCCCGGCUGGCCAGCCUGGCCAUCAGCCUGUCCUUCUGGCUCGGAGGCGUGAGCCUCGUUGCUAUCAAAUGUGUUGCCUACUUCAUGUCCGGGAGUGAGCUGAUCAAAGCCUCCGUGUUUGAAUCCCUCGGUGAUGUUAUGAGCAGUGCGAUUUUAGCUGUGACGCAGAUGAGAGUUCGAGAUCAGAGUGACAUGCACCUCUACCCCACGGGCAAGAAGCGUUUCACUCCUCUCGGCAUUCUCUUCUUCUCGGCUUUCGCGGUGUCGACGAUGAUCAGCCUGAUCAUCGAGAAUAUCGAGAAGCUCUUCGGGCCAGAGCCUCAGAAGACGCCGAUUUUUUCAUCGAAGUGCGCUUUUCUGCAAAGUGUGGAACAGUGCUUCUCUCCGAGGAGUUCCGAGGAGGAGGAGCGCAGGGAGCUGCUGACACGUCUCUUCGAUGAGCAGCCCAGGUUGCGCCAGCACCUGGGUUCGACACAGCUGGAGGAGAUGAUUGAGAGCUACGUCGAGGAGGAGGCCGCUGCAGAAGCGGCACCGCACUCCCUUGUGGUGCUGCUCUUUAUCUGCAUCCUUAUCAAGGCCUUUCUCCUGAUCUUCUGCCUCUACGCAGCGAGGCAGGCAGACUCCGAGAUCGCGCGAACAGUGUCCAUGGACCACCGGAACGAUAUCUUGGGGAACGGGCUGGUGCUGCUGAUCGUGGCCGGCAGCGCGUAUUGCAGAAGUACCGGACAGGGCGGCGACUGGCUUGACAAGGUGGAUCCCGCCUCUUCCAUGUUGUUGGCCGUCUACGUCCUCGUCUGCUGGAUGUCCACCGCGAACGAGCAGCUCCGAGUUCUCUCAGACAAGCGAGCGGAGGAGGAACACACGGAAGCCGUCGUCAAAUUCACGCAGGAGCGACUGGCCAACAGCGGUUUCGCCCUCACGAAGGCAUCCACCUUUCAUGUUGGCGAAGGGUACGCUGUCAUACUGGAUCUCACAGCCAAGGAGAGCGUGAAGAUGAGUGCGACGGAGAUUGCAGUCUUCUUGGAGGGGCUCGAGCAAGCAGUGAAGAGCGCAGACUUGGAGGCUAUGGAAGUGCACGCCAAGCUGCGCACACUGAACAAGUCGAAUAGUUCUGACAGUAUGGCCUGGGUGACAGAGUACAGAUGA
Messenger RNA from Symbiodinium necroappetens, 1173 nucleotides. Lineage: Eukaryota; Dinophyceae; Suessiales; Symbiodiniaceae. The record is from the annotation of a GenBank genome assembly.